Boeremia exigua is the source of this 1323-nucleotide messenger RNA. RefSeq lists its product as uncharacterized. The record is from RefSeq and is a predicted model, not a curated record. Lineage: Eukaryota; Fungi; Ascomycota; Dothideomycetes; Pleosporales; Didymellaceae. Bases 233 to 1261 code for a protein of 342 amino acids. The transcript has a single exon. Gene Ontology annotation, molecular function: protein binding.
GCACGUCACACGCAUUGGUGGCAGUCCUGGACAAGCAGAGCCACGCCGCUGAAGGAUCACUGUGCAUCACCCUCCACUAGGACAAGUACAUAUGAGAGGCUAUAUCUUUGAAAGCUCUGUGAGCCCCUCCUUACGUUCUACUCACUAUAUGUGAUCAACAAGCAGGCUGCACCAACACGCAUUAUCUCCACAAGUCUUUCUUCACAUCCUCAGCCUCGACUCAAUCAUCAAGAUGGCGCUUCCCCUUCUCAAACUCCCGCCUGAGAUUCUUCUCCAAAUACUCUCUAACCUAUCCAUCAAGCCCCUCCUACGAUUCGCGCAGACCUCACAUUACGCCCGCAUUCUAGCUCACACAAACUUCCGAGCACUCUCUCUCACAGUGUGCCCGUCCCACCGGACCUCGUGGCACUCCAAACUCUUCUUCGCCCCGCACAAGCCAGCGCACAGUCUGCACGCGGCGAUACAAAUUCCACACGCCUGGGACUUCGACUACCCCACGCUCCUCACCUUCCACAACAAGAUCACCGCCAGCAUUGUGAGCCGCUACGCCUCCACACUGCGUACCCUCGAGCUCACGCUAUGGACCCUCUCUCCAACCAUCGCCCAAGCCCUCACCACGCUCCCCGCCCUCAGAGACCUGAGCAUCCGCCUAGAGACCACGCACGCCAUGUCCCGAAUCUAUACCAGCCUGCAGCGCAGAGACGAGUGUGCGGCGUGGACACUCCUCGCGUCUAACCCCUCUUGGACGCACGUACUGCGCACUUUGCGGAUCGAGGGCGCUGAAAUCGGCGCGGCGCAGCUGGGAGGGCUUAUUGAGGGCGCCAUGCGGCUGCGCGACUUGAGUCUGAGCAGCUGCGGGAUGCUGACUGGAUCGAUCUGGGGCUGCGCGGGGCUGCGACGGCUACAGCAGCUGCGUGUAACGGAUUGUGCGAAUGUCCAUGUCGAUGCGACGGCGGUGGGGGGUAAUAAGCAAAUUACACAGACUGCAGGUACGUCGACUUAUCACUCCAUGCUGGUGCGAGCUGCCGAGAGCGAUCUUCGGUGCAGCGUUGCACAGCGAUGUGUGGACUGCGCUAAUCUGGGUUGUGCUACGCAGGCGCUGGAUCUGCACGGGUGUAAUGGCUUGGAUGGCGAGGUUUUGGAACAGUGGAACAGGGAUGUGUGGCGUGUGCCAGUGUUUGUGGCACCGCGGCCGCGUGGCUUGAUGAAGGAGAACUUGCUUAUUGAAGUCGAUCCCGACUACAUGAACGAGACUGUUUGAUCUACCUAACUACUAAUCAUUUUUUUGUAUGUCGUAUUUGAAAGUCGUUCACAUGCCCUUGG